Anthonomus grandis grandis is the source of this 2806-nucleotide messenger RNA. RefSeq names its product organic cation transporter protein-like. The record is from RefSeq and is a predicted model, not a curated record. Lineage: Eukaryota; Metazoa; Arthropoda; Insecta; Coleoptera; Curculionidae. Gene Ontology annotation, cellular component: membrane. The coding region runs from base 526 to 2178 and encodes 550 amino acids. Gene Ontology annotation, molecular function: transmembrane transporter activity. Gene Ontology annotation, biological process: transmembrane transport. The transcript has 9 exons.
UAAACCUGCCAAAUAAUAAUGUUUGCCAUGUUAUUAUUUUAACCUGCGAUACUAAACAAACAGACGCGAAUAUAUUAUUAGUUGAUGCUCCUAUUAAUUCGUGCGAGACUCGCCGUAAUUUUAUAAUGUAUAUAGAAAAAAAAGCUUAAUUUGUCAAGUUUUUUUCUAUUGCUAAUUAUUAGAAUUGAGUUGAAGCGGGUUUUUAAUUUGAUGGACCAUCAGUACUCGCGUGUACUUUAAAUGUUGCGUCGAGCAGCGAUUACGGUGGAUUUUACGGUACAUCGAAUAAAUCGGUUAUUGUAUCCAGGAAAAACGUAAUUUAAUGGAACUCGGUAAUUAAGUGAUAAGAUGUUUCGUCAGUUCGACUUGGGUUUUUCAAUGAACCAGAUGUAUACAAAGAAAUUCCCAAGUGCAGUAAUUUUAUGGUUUUAAUAAGUGGUGAAGGUUACCUGCUAAAGCGUUAAGAUAUAAUUUUAGUUGAUGCAGUGUUUAGUGUUAUGACUGUUCAUGGUAAUUUAGUGCACAAUGGCGGAUAUCUACCAUGGGGACAAUGUAGAAGUGCAAGAGAGGCUACUACAAAUGCCAGAGCGUAGCCAAAACUCCACAUCGGAAGAGGAAGAGGAGGAUGACAUUAUAUCGAAUACCAUAGGCAAAUACGGCAAAUGGCAGUUCUUACUUACUUUUAUAUUAGCUUUAGUGAACAUACCUUGUACCUGGCAUAUUUUUGUGCCCAUUUUUCACGCACGAGAAAUGAAAUUCAUUUGUGUACAGCCGCCUGGCAGCUGCCAAACAAUAGACUCGUGUCAAGUGUCAAUAGAAUCUGUAGGUAACAGUAGCUGUAGCGUAGACAGUAAUAUUACUUUAGUAAAAUGUGAAAACUGGAGGUUUUUGGGGGAAGGUGUGACUAUAACCUCCGAGUUCGAUUUAGUCUGUGAUAGAAAAUCUCUAAUAAACCUGGCAGAGAUGAUGUUUCUUGCUGGGGUUGCCCUUGGAGGUUUAGUCAGCGGAAUCAUUUCCGAUAAAUAUGGCAGAAAGAGAACUUUACUUGCCUCCAUAUUUAUUCAGUGCACCAUAGGCACCACAAUAGCAUUUGCACCAUGGUUUGAGCUUUACGUAGCACUACGUUGCAUCCUGGGUUUUUUCUCAGUGUCAGUUGUCUUCAGCGGGUUUGUGUUAACGAUAGAACUUGUCGGAGGACAUUGGAGAACGAUAAGUGGGAUUUCGUAUCUGUUUCCAGUUGCACUGGGUUAUUGUACCAUUGCUGGAAUGGCCUAUGUACUGCAAGAUUGGAGGCACCUGCAAAUUGCUGUAUCUUUGCCUGGAACUGCAUUUUUGUUCUUAUGGUGGUUCAUUCCAGAAUCUCCUCGUUGGCUCCUAGCCUUAGGCAAAACGAAAGAAGUAAUCCAAAUCCUGGAACGAGCAGCAAAAUUCAACAACAAACCUCUGCCAGCGAACCUAGAGAAAUCACUGGUCCCCGUCCAGAAAAUGGACCAAACGGAAAACCAUAACGUGGGCGUGCUGGACCUUUUCAAAAACGCCGCCAUGAGAAAGAAGACUUUGAUCCUUUUCUUGAUAUGGUUCGGAGUGUAUUUGGUUUACUACGGCCUGGUGCUAAACCUUGGAAACCUUGGUGGGGACCUGUAUGUUAACUCUUGCCUUACAGGUCUAGUGGAAGUCCCAGCGGUGGCCUUAAGCAUACUAAUCCUGAUCAAAGGAGGUAGAAGGUGGCCUUUGGCACUCACUAUGAUCCUUUCGGGAAUAUUCGCCGGCCUAGCGAUUCCAGUUUCAUGGAUCUCCGAUGACUUACAAUGGCUAAUUACCACAUUUAUGAUGACCAGCAAGUUCUGCGUUAGUUCUUCAAAUGUGAUCAUGCCUGUUUACACAGCCGAACUCUACCCGACGAUCAUAAGGAACAUUGGGGUGGGAGCUGCAAAUGUUCCUGCCGGUGUUGCUUUGAUGUUGGUGCCGUAUCUCUUUGAAUUGGCAUUUAUUGACAGAUCGGUUCCAUUGUUGGUGAUAACAAUAAUCGGGGUGGUAGGUGGCGCCUCAGUACUGUUUCUUCCGGAAACUGGUGUUCAGCCUCUGCCAGAUACGCUUGAUGGCAACCAGGCUACAAGAAUGUCCAUCGCAUCAGCAAACGGAGAUGUCAAGAAGAUCAACAACAACCAUCGGGUUUAAGAAAAUCAUUAUUUUACUUAAUUUAUUGGUACUUAAAAUUAGAACAGCGAUUAAUUACAUUGACAUUAUCGUCGAUUGGUCAAAGUUCUCUGCGUUGCCGAAAACAACUGGUCGGUCAUUUUUCAUUGAAGAAAAUGAUAAAACGAUGGGUGGCGCAUUUGUAAUUUAUUAUUGUGUUUUCAAUAGUCACAUUAAUCAUUAUAUUGAUGAAUGUACUAAAAAUAAUGUUUUUUCUUUAAUGAAGUGUGAGGCUGCGUACUUUUGCACUAAAUAAAACCUUAUAAGUAUUUCUAGUUUUAGGAUAGUAUUAGUUUAGUUUGUAUAGAAGUGAAGACUUUUCCAGUUAUUGACGUAAAAUUUGAAAUUUUUGUUAAAAAAAUUUCAUUGGCAAUAUUUUACUUCUAUUAAUUUUUUUACGAUAUUGAAGUUUGGCAUUCAUCCAAAUUGGUUACAAUUAUUAAACAUGUUUUCUUACAGUUUUCAGUCGCAAAAGCUAAUAUUAAAAAUAGUUUUCAAUUUAUAGGAUAUUUUAUUUAUUAGGGUACAUUUAAAUUUUUUAUUGAUUUUUUUAUUAAUUAUAUAGAUUUAAACUCUGUUGCCAAAAAAGCCAUUUGACAUCAUUAUCAAU